Messenger RNA from Tilletiopsis washingtonensis, 1032 nucleotides. RefSeq names its product quinone oxidoreductase putative. Lineage: Eukaryota; Fungi; Basidiomycota; Exobasidiomycetes; Entylomatales. Bases 7 to 1032 code for a protein of 341 amino acids. The transcript is spliced from 7 exons. Gene Ontology annotation, molecular function: oxidoreductase activity. The record is from RefSeq and is a predicted model, not a curated record.
CUCAACAUGUCCGUGCCCAAGACGAUGAAGGCCGUGCAGGUGCGCGGCGGCAAGGGCGCGUCGGACAAGCUCUUCCUCGACGACGUCGACGUGCCGCAGCUGCGCGACGGCGAGGUGCUCGUGCGCGUCCUCACCGCCGGCGUCAACCGCAUGGACUGCCUCGAGCGCGAGGGCCAGUACCCCGUGCCGGCGCACUCCAACGGCAUCAUGGGUGUCGAGUAUGCCGGCAAGGUCGUCGCCAGCAACGCAAGCGACGGACCCAAGGUCGGCGACGAGGUCUUUGGCCUGACGGUCGGCGGCUGCUACGCCGAGUAUGUCGCCGCGCCUGCAUCGAUGCUGCUGCAGAAGCCUGCGGAGCUCUCGUUCGAAGAGUGUGCAGCUGUGCCUGAAGUCUGGCUCACCGCCUACCAGGCGCUUUUCUGGCUCAACGACCUCAAGAAGGGCGAAGAUGUGCUCGUUCACGCCGGCGCCAGCUCCGUCGGUCUGGCGGCCGUGCAGCUGGCGCGGCGUCACGGCGCACGCAACAUCUACGUCACUGCCGGCUCGCCGGAGAAGAUCGAGACGUGCAAGAGCGUCGGCGCCACCGACGGCAUCAACUACAAGGACGGCGACUGGGCGGAGAAGCUCAAGAGCCUCACUGGUGAUGGCGGCGUGGACGUGAUCCUGGACUUCCUCGGCGCCUCUUACUUUGCCCAAAAUCUCGCCUCGCUCAAGCGCGACGGCCGUAUGUCGAUGCAGGGCUUCAUGGGCGGCGUCAAGGUGGAUGACACGAGCCUGGCGCCGAUCCUGAUGAAGCGCCUGCGCAUCACGGGCUCGACGCUGCGCUCGCGCGACCUCGAGUAUCAGGGGCGUCUGUUGCAGGAGCUGCAGAAGCAGGGCAUCAUCGAUGCGCUCGUCAAGGCGGAGCAGGACAACAAGCACCGCAUCGUGAUCCACAAGGUCUUCGACCUCGCGCAGGUCAAGGAGGCGCACGACAUGAUGGAGGCCAACCAGAACAGCGGCAAGAUCGUGCUGCGCGUGGCCAGGGACUGA